Messenger RNA from Fukomys damarensis (Damara mole-rat), 733 nucleotides. RefSeq names its product general transcription factor IIH subunit 5 (gene Gtf2h5). Lineage: Eukaryota; Metazoa; Chordata; Mammalia; Rodentia; Bathyergidae. The coding region runs from base 226 to 441 and encodes 71 amino acids. Gene Ontology annotation, biological process: nucleotide-excision repair, preincision complex assembly; transcription initiation at RNA polymerase II promoter; transcription by RNA polymerase II. The transcript has 3 exons. Gene Ontology annotation, cellular component: transcription factor TFIIH core complex; transcription factor TFIIH holo complex. The record is from RefSeq and is a predicted model, not a curated record.
GGAAAACGGCGGGGUCCGGAAUAAAGCGGGGGAGAGAGGAAAAGGGCCAGAGCCUGUUUUCCGGCUGCUGGAUUACAGGGCUGUGUCCUGCAACCUCUCUGGGCCUCUCCAGGCGAGGCUGAGCGGCUUUCCCUCACUGGUUUAGUGUGAAUUAACCGUGGGAGCUAUUCUGCUCCCAGGUGUGAAGUAUUUUUGAAGACAUCUGCACCGCCUGACUGGGAAAAGAUGGUCAACGUUUUGAAAGGAGUGCUUAUAGAAUGUGAUCCUGCCAUGAAACAGUUUCUCCUGUACUUGGAUGAAUCCAAUGCCCUAGGAAAAAAGUUCAUCAUUCAAGAUAUUGAUGACACUCAUGUCUUUGUAAUAGCAGAGUUGGUUAAUAUCCUCCAGGAGCGAGUGGGCGAAUUAAUGGACCAAAAUGCUUUUUCUCUUACCCAGAAGUGAAAAUACUAGAUAUUGGACACUGAAAAAUUCUAAGAAACACCUGAAAAACUAUCUUUCUUCAGUAUCUUAAUUUGACUGUUGACUGUUUUGAGGAUUCCUUAGGAGCAUGCUGUGGGAAAGUGUGUGAUCAUUUGUUCAAAUCCCCUGAAGCAACUUUGUUUUUAAAAAAAGGCUUUAAUGAUUGGCUGUAAUUUGGCUUUUAUUAUCUUUUAUGAAAAUAUAAAUGUUUCUCUUUUGUGUGUAUGUGUGUGUUACUGGAUAUCAACAGCCUCAUGUAUUCUAGGCCAGCACU